Plasmodium vinckei vinckei is the source of this 2694-nucleotide messenger RNA. RefSeq names its product conserved Plasmodium protein, unknown function. The transcript is spliced from 2 exons. The record is from RefSeq and is a predicted model, not a curated record. Bases 1 to 2694 code for a protein of 897 amino acids. Lineage: Eukaryota; Apicomplexa; Aconoidasida; Haemosporida; Plasmodiidae.
AUGAAACAAUUUACCAAGGAAUAUUAUUCAUAUUUUUCGGGCUCUCAAAAAAAAUCCCUUAUGGUGGAAAAGGAUAUAAAAACGAGGUACUAUUCAGAGAGAACAACAUUCCUUAUAAAAGAAAAUCUCAAACAUGUUUUUGUGUUAGAUAAUGUAGACGCAACAAUAGGGUUAUCACUAAUGAAUGUUACUAUAUUUUUACUUGGAGGAUUAACAAAUAAUAGAAUAAAUGUUUGUAUUUCAACAUAUUUACAAGGACUAAUAUUUAUUUUAAGUUUAAUAUGCUAUAUUAUUCAAACAAAUUUUCAAAAAAGUAUAAUAGCCGAUAUAUUUUUUGUUCUUCUUUUGUUCGUAUCCUGUAUAUUGCCUUUUUUAUCAAUCAAGUUAAAUGGCUGUUUUAAUAGUAUUAUAUUUUUCCCUAUAUGUAUAAUACUUUUAUUUUCAAAAUAUCACUUAAGAAAUUUAUUUUUAUUAGAACUUGGAUUGAUAUUAAAAAUUUUAAUAUUAGUUAUGGCUAUAAAUAUGAAUGAAACAAAUAUAUAUAUAAUCUUACUAUUACUAUCUUCUUUCUUUUUUAGUAUUAUAUUUUAUAGAUAUUUAUAUUUUUUUUCAAAAACUAUUUCUAUUAGUUUUACUACCCCAAAAAAUCUAAUGAUGAUUUUCCCAUACAUUAAUGAAUAUCAAGAAAUAUGUUUACUUAAGCUAGCUGAUAUAAUAAUAGACACAAAUAAUUAUUUGAAUAUAAAAUUAAAUGUUUUUUGUCAUGAUAUACCACAAAUUAAUAUAACACAACAAAAAAAAAAUCAUGAAAAUUUACAAAUGAAUAUUAGUAGAAUAAUUAAUAAAUUCUAUACUUUAAAAAAUCAAAAAAUAUUCUUAAAUUUCCCUCCCUAUUAUUGUCUAAAAGCAUUAUAUUAUAAAAAAUUAAAUUUAAUGGCAUUAUAUAUAGAAAAAAAAAAAAAAAAAAUUAAAAAAUUAUAUUCACAAUCUCAUAAUACACAUUUAUAUUUCCUCUUAGAGUUGUCUAAAAAAAUGAAAAAUUGUUUUAUUUAUUACGACCUUCCUUGCAACCAACCCCCUAUAAGUCUUCUACUAAACACGGGCUCCACCAAAGAAUCACCACCUUCCGUGAAAGAAGACAACCCACAAGUGGAUAUAAUAAAAAAGGCAGAUCCCCAAAAAGAUGCAGUAAAAAAGAGAGAUAAAAAAAAAGAUGUAGUAAAAAGGAAAGAGCCAAAAAACGAUGCAGUAAAAAGGAAAGAAGCAAAAAAAGAUGCAGUAAAAAGGAAAGAGGUAAAAAACGAUGCAGCAAAAGAGGACAACCUGAGAAGGGACAAACGAAAGGAAAACAGAUCCAGGAAAAAUGAAAUAAAAAGAAUAAUAAAUAUUUUUCAAAAAAAUUUGUUUUAUUCUAAAGUAUGUUCUAAACAACUAGAAGAUAAUCCCCCUAAAAAAAUAAUAAUUGAUAAUGUAAAAAAAAACAAAAUGGAAAAAAAAGCAAAGAUAAAUGAUUUGUUUACAAGUACUAUUAGAGAUGAUACCGAACCAAAGCUAAAGGAAAUGAAAAAAAAAGAGAGAACAGCAAAAAGGGAUGUCAAAAAAAGAGAAGGCAAAAAAAAGGAACGAUUGAAAGAGAGCGACCAAAUACAAAGAAAAAGAAAACAUAAUUACAAAAAUUAUGAAUCGACUUUCGAAUCAAGUGUUACUGAAAAUUUUACAUAUAUAAAUCCGUACAACGUGAAUAAAAUCAAAAUACCAAAAAAUCAAGUAAAAAGACGGGAUAUAAGAUUGGUUGAAAAAUAUAGAGAUACGGAAGAUGAAGAAAUAAAAAAUAAAUUAAAUAAAACUCGAAAAAAAAAAGAUAAAAGUAAAAAUCAUGCAAAGCAAGGAAUCCAAACCGAAUUAGACAGCAAAUAUAUGAAUCGAAUUCACAAUGACACAAUAAAACACAAAAAAAAUAAUAAAAAAAAAUUCAUUGACCAAACAAAACACGGACAUGAAAUAAAUACAAAUUUAUCAAAUCAAGAGUUAUAUAAAAAAUAUAGUAUAGAAAAAAAUAAUGUCCUAGAUAAAACAGACCAUCCUAUAUAUGAUCGAUAUUUUAGAAAAUAUGACGAUAAAGCAAAUUAUAAUAUCUUAUCAAAAUUUAAAAAAAGUUUAGAAAAAAAAGAAAAGGGAAUAAAAUAUAGUUUCAAAAUAAAUAAAAAUGAUAAUACUUAUAAAUAUAAUGAAUUAAAAGGAAAUGAUUUUAUAGAAAUUAAUAAAAAUCAUAAAAAAAAAACAGACAUAAAUGGACAAAAAUCAUAUUCUUUUUAUUCAAAUGAAGAUCAAUAUAUAUCUAAUGAUAAAAUUAUUUUUAUAAAUUUAUCAUGUUUAUUUUAUGUAUUAAUUCAUAAAAUUAAACAACUCUUAAAAUAUAUAGAAAAAAUUAAUUUAGUUGUACAAGGGCUGGAUUUUAAACAAGGAAUUUCUCCUAAACAAAAUUUCCUUUUGUCAUUUAUAGAUCAAAAAGUUGAACGUUAUUAUAUAUUAUGGUCUAACAUGUUUGAUUUAAUUUAUCAUAUUGAAAAUUAUAUUAUACAUAUUUUAUUAAUACUUGUUUUUACCUUUUCCUCCAUUUUGAUUCGAAUAGCCCCCAUACACCUAAGUCGCUCUUAUAUGUUGGUACACCAAAGAAAGGAAAAAAAAACCUGA